AUGCCCGGUGUUGCUCAUGUGAAGCGAUGUGACCAGUGUCGCCAGUCCAAGAAGAAGUGUGACCAAGUUGAACCCGUCUGUGGAAGAUGUGAGCGUCUCGGCCUCCGCUGCGGCGGUGCCGUAGUGAACCGCUUCAAAUUCAUCCCUGAAAAGUUUGAACGCAAUCCCAACGCACUCGUUCCUCGAAACAAUCGUGAAAAGUGCGAAAAGAUGAAGACCGGGCUCAUCAUUGCCCAGACCCCGCCGAGCGAGUCGAUGAAAGUGGCUACAAAGUUCAUCUCAGUCCUCGAGAGUCCCACCAUCUCGUACGACCUCAACUUGCUAGGGAAUUUCUUCAAGACCCUCCCACAGCGAUUGGAUUCGAGCCCGGCUUUGAGGACCUCGGUGGGUGCGCUGACCGACAUGUAUCGCUCCACGCGAGGUCAGGGAGACUCGACACUGGCUCUCAGGCAUCAGGGGAUAGCAAUGCAGGAUAUACGCGCGGCUUUGCAGAAUCCCGCAGAAGCGCAUACGCCUAAUACGGUAUUAGCAAUCUACGUCGUCAUGAUGUCUCAGUAUUUGCUCUACGAGAUCGACCUUCCGAGUGUGCCACAUCUACAAGUAAUAGCAUACCUCCUCGAUGACGCUAUGAAGAAGGGUUGGAUAAAAGACUUUGAUAAGGAUAUGCUGCUAUGCUUUUACUUUGGAAUUAUGUGGGAGGCCAUGGCAAACCAUGAAAUGACGCUUGACCCCCAAUUUCUCGAAUCCCUUGCCCCCUAUAUCACCCCGAUCCCAGAAGGCGCCACUGAACAAGACCUGGAUCGAUCCCCUGGUAUAUACUCGCUAGGCCGGAUGCCUAGGUGGCUCAGCAACCCUAUACUGUACCACAAGCAGAUAUCUGAAGCUUACGAUAUGUACUAUGCCCUUCUACCAACCCUCCGAAAGGCACUAUCCACGACACGCGCCGCCAGAGAGGCCCCAAACGCUCCCUUCGAAGCACGAAAGGCCCUCUCCAGGGUUCUAGUCCAGCACAGCAUGAUGACCGUCGUAUGCGCCCUGCUGAACAAGGCCGCUCGCAGGGUCGACGACCGCGAUGGGAAACUCCUCCCCCACAUGACGGACUUUUGCAACGACGUAAUAAUGAUGGCAAAACUCUCGGUCGAGUUCAAGCCGAUUGCCUCGGCCACCAUGCCCGAGACAAUCAUCGACGUCUGGGGUGUCAUGGACCCCGGACCAGAAAAGGAUAGUCUUGAGGCGGCUCUAUGGGAGUAUUGCGGUCAGACCACGCCGAAGUGGUUGGCCAGAGCGGAGAAGCUGGCGUGGUGCAUGGAAGAGCAAUAUCUAUUGAGCUUGGAGGUGGCGAAAUUGAAGAUUUAA
This is a messenger RNA of Fusarium keratoplasticum, 1356 nucleotides long. Its product is annotated as Zn(2)-C6 fungal-type domain-containing protein. The record is from RefSeq and is a predicted model, not a curated record. The transcript is spliced from 4 exons. Gene Ontology annotation, biological process: regulation of DNA-templated transcription. Lineage: Eukaryota; Fungi; Ascomycota; Sordariomycetes; Hypocreales; Nectriaceae. The coding region runs from base 1 to 1356 and encodes 451 amino acids. Gene Ontology annotation, molecular function: DNA-binding transcription factor activity, RNA polymerase II-specific; zinc ion binding.